Molecule: messenger RNA, 960 nt
Organism: Endocarpon pusillum Z07020
Lineage: Eukaryota; Fungi; Ascomycota; Eurotiomycetes; Verrucariales; Verrucariaceae
Exons: 2
Coding region: 1-960 (319 amino acids)
Biological process (GO): carbohydrate metabolic process
Molecular function (GO): carbohydrate binding; isomerase activity
Source: RefSeq, a predicted model, not a curated record
AUGGAGCGCAAACACAAGCCCUCGACCAUCCCCAUCUCACCCUCCCUUCCCCAAGCCGCGGUCGACGUCUCGGACUAUACCGUCAAAGCCACCCUCCCUUCCCGUGACACCGUUACCAUCAACCUUUUCGGCGCCACCGUCACGUCUUGGACCCUCGCGUCGGGAGAGGAACAACUCUUUUUGUCCUCGGCCGCCAAACUGGACGGCUCCAAAGCCAUCCGCGGCGGCAUCCCCAUCGUGUUCCCCGUCUUUGGCCCGCCAUCAAAGGAUCACGCUACAGGGAAAUUACCCCAGCACGGGUUCGCCAGGUCGGUGCUGUGGGAGUUCUUGGGGAAGAACACUUCGGAGAGUCGGAGUGGGAAGAAAGGAGGUGAUGAGGAGGUCAAGCUCGAUUUCGGGUUGAGCUCCGGCAUGUUGCCAGAGGAGAUGAGGCAGAAAUGGCCGUACGAGUUUGGAUUGGUGUAUAGUGUUACGCUGGGAAAAGACACCUUGGAGACGGGGCUGCAUGUGCAGAAUACGGGUGGCGAGGUCGUUGAGUUUCAGGCGCUUUUUCAUAAUUAUCUCAGGAUCGAGGACAUCUCCCAGAUCUCCAUCCACGGCCUCUCCACCUCCCCAUAUGUCAACAAAACCACCUCCCCGCCCUCCAUGAUCUCUCCUUCCUCUUCUUCGGAGCCCCUAACCCUGACAUCAGAAACCGACCGCGUCUAUUCCUCCCUCAAACCCUCCGAUCCAGUCACCGUCCAGCAAUCCGACAAGACCAAAUUCAUACUCACCCGGGAAGGGCUGACAGAUUGCACGGUCUGGAAUCCGUGGCAGAAGGGCGCAGAAGGGAUGGGCGAUUUCGAGCCUAAAGAUGGAUGGAGGCAGAUGAUUUGUGUGGAGCCUGGCGCGGUGAGCGGGUGGGUGAGACUGGAGGCUGGGGAUGCGUGGGAGGGUGGACAGGUUAUCAAGGCAGAUUGA